GCCACAUGGAGGAGAAACUAGGUGAUGACAUUAUCGACCUUGAUUUGGUUGAUGGUACGCCCACCCCAGCCUGGCCUUACCAUUGCAUUUUUCUCAUGCCCGUGCAUCGCUCAACAGAUUCCGAAGCCACGCCAGCGGAGGUUUUGAAAGACUUUUGUGAAGAUGCUGCUUUUCUUGCAGACCGUCGCCGAGUCCUUCGUAUAAAGGCAGGAUUGAAGGAAUCUGAGAAGCACAAGGUGCCCAAGUUCAAGUUCGUCGUUGUGGACGGGCAUGACAUGGGAGAACGGGAGGCAGCUCUUUGCUGGUCUUCGGUGCACUACCGCUUGAACCCUUGGAAAGAUCACUUUGAACACGAGGCAUGGGCAGAAGUUGAAGCUGGAGUCGUGAAAUCGCCGGGCCACGAGCGGGUUGAGCAGCUGAAGCAGAUCAUCCACGGGCGCUUGAAGGCAGUUCAUUUAGGUGUGCAAUAUGCUGACCGAAAGUGGCAAAAAGACGCCGACAAGAGGACGAGGGAUGAGCAAGCCCCAGCCCGUGCAGGAGCCUGCAAAAAACCCAGACAACGCCGAGACGCUUCCAAUGCCCGACUCUGCGACAUGGACACCAUCUCCCAUCCAGCCCAUGAGACCGUUGCCGCCCAAUUCGCCCAGCCCUGCCCCGAUCUUGAAACAAGUCCAAAGCCCAAAGCCUCGUCAAACCUUGAAGAGACUCCUGCCCAGCUAGCAGCCAAGCAGCAACAGCUUGAAGAUGCCCUCCAAAGCGAAGACGAACCGGUUGACAGGAAGACCGCGUUCAAGGAUCGUAAACCUCUCGUGGCAGAGAUGCCUGAGAUACCUGCUGACAUGAAGGCCACUGUCGAUGAAACACUUGCAAAAGAAUCCCAAGAAGAAGAAGCUUCCCGAGAAAUUCGGAAGGCACAGCUGGCAUUGCGACAGCUGCAAAGGGAGGCGUUGCAGGAAGCAGAGGACCCUGAUCGUGUCUAUGCAGAUGCUGUGGCAGAGGAAGAUGAGACAAAGUCGAAACGAAGAGCAUUGCUUCAGAAAGCAAAAUCAUCAACUCCCGAAAGUGACAAGAAAAGGGCACUGAAAAACAAGGACAAGGCAAACAAGGAAGAAGAUAAACCUGAAGCGGUUCCAGCAAAUGAACCUGAACAGCAUGUCAAGCAACCAAGAAAAAAACGAAAGUCACAGAAGGACGCAUCAGAGCAUGCAGCGAACGAGGAAAAAAACAAGGAUGAUGUGGAUGUCGCUGCCCCAGGGCCAGACACUGAACCUGUCAUUGCUGACAAAGGGCCGAGUGUGAAAGGUAAAAAGGAUGUGGCAAAAGACAAAGAGACAACGAAGCCGGAGGCAGACGAGGUAGCAAGACAAGAACAGGAAGCAAAGCAAAAGAAAAUUUUCGAGGCACGAAAUGCCAACUACAACUUGUUGAAGGACAUCGACGAUCUUGCCCGCAUCAUGCCUACGCUGGACCAGCUUGGCCAGUCAAAGCUGCGAACUCAGCUACUCCUCUCGAGAUCAGUGGCGGCCUCUUACUACGUCGCCAAUGCCACAGAUGACACCUUGGACCUUCUGAAAUUGGAGAAAGGAAUCAUGCUUCAGGCUAACAACGCAAAAUCCAGAGGUGUCAGCAUUGCUUGGAACAAGCAUGGUGGUCCAGAUGCAGCGUCCAAUGCCCAGUGGGUAGGGGUGCUGCCACCUGUGGAUCAGAAAUCGGGCUCCCAGGGCUCCCAUCUCAACAUUAACAGGUGGAAAAUGGCAAAACUCGCCGCUGGGUGGGAAGUCCCGGUCACGGCUGGCUCAGUGGUAGAUUGGAAGAUUGGACCUAGGCUCCACCUUGUGGAUUUCGUGGUGCAGUCUACACCUCCUGAUGAAUGGGCCAGAGUCUUUAGCUUAGCUGAUGUGAACUGGGAAGACGUCUACGUGCUGGAUGGCUUCGCUGGAAAAGGUGCUAUCAGUGCCUAUUACGGUGGGGUCCCCAGCAUUGCAGGUGUAAGAAAGGACCGCUUCGAUGUGCUGGAUGGCCCUACGGGUGACAUCUUGGACCCGCCCAGCCCCAAGCGUGUUUAG
Messenger RNA from Cladocopium goreaui, 2066 nucleotides. NCBI's taxonomy places the organism in Eukaryota, Dinophyceae, Suessiales, Symbiodiniaceae. The record is from the annotation of a GenBank genome assembly.